Molecule: messenger RNA, 1772 nt
Organism: Anthonomus grandis grandis
Lineage: Eukaryota; Metazoa; Arthropoda; Insecta; Coleoptera; Curculionidae
Exons: 6
Coding region: 248-1579 (443 amino acids)
Source: RefSeq, a predicted model, not a curated record
UUGACUUUUACUCACUCACUCUAAGGCGAUCCACGCGAGCUGCCGCAGUCACGUGCCUCUCCUUCUCUCUCUCUCAUUCAUAAUAGAAAAUAAAAAAAAAAAAAAAACUUAUUAGUUUUGCAUUUUUAUUAAAUUAACCGAAGCGGUUGUCGUGUUCGUUGUCCGGCUACGACAAUAAUAGUAGUAGUGGUGUGGUGGGCGAGUGCGUUCGUCUUUAAUUGAACCGAGAAAAAAAAAACAGGAAAAAAUGAGGAGUUUACGUGAUGGUGGUGCUUUUUUCGGAUUUUUUUGGUUUGCCGUGAUGACGUCACUGAAGGCGGAGGAGUACAACGUAUUCAGUGAGUCGAAUUCAUGGUCCUUAGACCCCACCGAUCAAGUGGAACGGAUAUUCGCCUCCCUAUGCGAAAACUACCACCUCAUCCACGAAAAUGAGGAAAUCGACUGUGCGAACGUCCGAUUUAAGCCCAAAGACCCUUUGGAGGAAGACCACGUGAUCAGGAGACGUGAGGUCGAUGAGAACCCCGACAUCGAGGGCUCCGGAGUAACUGACGAGGACGGCAAAGCUGUGGAACUCGGCCCAGAACCCUCUCAGCCCUCAGACGAGCAAAAUUUACUAAUCAAAGAAGAGGCAAAGGAGGAGGACCCCAAAGAGAAUGCCAACCAAACACAUCAGCCCAAAGAAGCCGCUACAACUCCCUUACCGGUCAUUCAACUAUUCGAACUUGCUACAGAAACUACAAAACCUGAACAAGCUCCCACCGCAGUCUCCCAAACACCUCAACCAUCAGAAGAGCCAAUUAAAACCUCGUCGGAAGCACCAGAAACCACUACAACUAGUUCUUCUACAGCAGCAACUAUACAAGAACCCAUGGAGACUAAAACUACUACGGUAGUGGAAACGACUGUGGCCUCAGUAAAAGAACCAGAAGCAAUCAAUGGGGAGCUCAAAGAACCCAAGGAACUUGAGAAGGUUGAAGAGACCGAAACAGAAAAGACGGCGGGUGCAAUGGAAACAACUAAACAAGAGGCCAUGGACAUUAAAACCACUACAGUAGUGAACGAUGUGCAGACGACUGUAGUAUCAGUUAAAGAACCAGAAGCAAUUAACGAGGAACAGUCUGGAAAUGCUGUUUUACUCAAGGCACCCAAAGAGCACGGGAAGACCGAAGGGAGUGAAACGGAAAAGGUUAUCGAUAGUAUACAGUCCAGUGCCAAGGAAACCGUUGGAGAAAAUGAUAAAGUUUUGUCUAUUGUGGAGGAUAAGAACGCCUCCAAUACUGACCCAGCAUUAGCAGAAAGUUCAAAAACGGUAAAUCGAGCGGGAGGAAAAGACGCCACCCUGCUCAUCUCCCUCUUUGUGGUGGUGUUGGUCAUAGGUGCGGCAGCUUUUGCCCACAACUACAUCAAGAAACGUAAACAAAGAGCACAAGAAGAGACUAACGCCAAUGUGCUCAAAAGAACUCCAGCCACUAAUGGUAAAAACGACACUGACAUUGAACAGGGCACAGAAAUGAAACCCCUUAUGAAGAACGAGGUGGUCAAAGAGUAUUCGGACAGCAAAAAAGAACCUGAGCCCUAAAGAACUUUAGGGGUCCGUAGGGUGUGCUUUGUGAUAUUUUUUAGUCAGUAUAAUGUACUUAUUAUUUUCCUUGCAAUGUACAAACUUUUGAGGUAACAUCAAAUUAAGAUCAACAGUUAGGUGUAUUAGAUUUAAGUGUGUGUGUAUAGAUAAGAACUUGGUUAUUUACUUUAAUAAAUAUUAAUAAUACAUU